AUGGAAAGACAGGCAUUGCUUUCUUCUCCAGAACCAGAUGACCCUCAAGAUGCAGAGGCCGCGCUGGGCCGCGUUGCGGAGAUGUACAAGCACAAUCGAGAACUUUUUGUCCAGACUGCCAAAUACUGGACGGAGACCUUCGCCUGCGAGCAGAAGUCUUCCAACGACGAGAAGGUGCAAAAAAUCGUCGACAUGGGAUUUACACAGGAGCAGGCCAAGCAGGGAUCUCAGCAGACCUGCCUCAGAGGAUGA
Symbiodinium pilosum is the source of this 252-nucleotide messenger RNA. The record is from the annotation of a GenBank genome assembly. Lineage: Eukaryota; Dinophyceae; Suessiales; Symbiodiniaceae.